Molecule: messenger RNA, 929 nt
Organism: Lepus europaeus (European hare)
Lineage: Eukaryota; Metazoa; Chordata; Mammalia; Lagomorpha; Leporidae
Gene: COPZ2
Product: COPI coat complex subunit zeta 2
Exons: 9
Coding region: 21-653 (210 amino acids)
Biological process (GO): retrograde vesicle-mediated transport, Golgi to endoplasmic reticulum; intra-Golgi vesicle-mediated transport; intracellular protein transport
Cellular component (GO): COPI vesicle coat
Source: RefSeq, a predicted model, not a curated record
CAGUGCGAGGCGCGAGCGGAAUGCAGCGGCCCGAGGCCUGGCCACGUCCGCACCCGGGGGAGGGGGCCGCGGCGGCCCAGACCGGGGGCGCGGCGCCGCCCGCGGGAGCCGGGGAGCCCUCGGGGCCGCGGUUGCAGGAACCUUCCCUCUACACCAUCAAGGCUGUUUUCAUCCUAGACAAUGAUGGGCACCGGCUGCUGGCCAAGUACUACGAUGACACAUUCCCCUCCGUGAAGGAGCAGGUGGUCUUCGAGAAAAAUGUCUUCAACAAGACCAGCCGCACCGAGAGUGAGAUUGCGUUUCUUGGGGGCAUGACCAUCGUCUACAAAAGCAGCGUUGACCUUUUCCUGUACGUGGUGGGCUCUUCGCAGGAGAAUGAGCUGAUGCUUAUGGCCGUGCUCACCUGCCUGUUUGAGUCGCUGAGCCACAUGUUAAGGAAGAAUGUGGAGAAGCGCUGGUUGCUCGAGAACUUGGAUGGAGCCUUCUUGGUGCUGGACGAGAUUGUGGAUGGCGGGGUGAUUCUGGAAAGUGACCCCCAGCAAGUGGUCCAGAAAGUGAAUUUUAGGGCUGAUGACAGUGGGUUAACAGAGCAGAGCGUGGCCCAGGUUCUUCAGUCUGCCAAGGAACAGAUUAAAUGGUCGCUAUUAAAAUGAAGGCUGCGGCAGAUGCAAGGCCUCCUGCUCUUGGGACCCAUCCUGGCACAUGCCCAGCAGCCCCAAGGGACCUGAGCGACCCCCCUCUGCCAAUCCCAGGCCCUCCCAGCACUGACCGCAGGCUUCUCGGCACCGUGGCUCUGAAAACCAAAGGCUAGACCUGGGCACUGCCUUUGGGCCCUGAGAGCCAGCCGAGCUGCCUAACUCGCUCUUCGGGCCUCUCUGGCCCCAGGGUCCUAAUAAACCUGCCAAGGGUCUCCUCUCCUGGCCUGGGAA